Messenger RNA from Microthlaspi erraticum, 654 nucleotides. The record is from the annotation of a GenBank genome assembly. NCBI's taxonomy places the organism in Eukaryota, Viridiplantae, Streptophyta, Magnoliopsida, Brassicales, Brassicaceae.
AUGGGAGACGUAAUUUUGUACAUCGAUGAGGCGAAUUUGAAGUUGAAAAUAUCUCGUUGCAGAAUCUGCCAUGAAGAAGAAGCAGAAAGUUUUUUCGAAGUUCCUUGUGCUUGCUCAGGAACCGUCAAGUUCGCACACAGAGAUUGCAUACAACGUUGGUGUAACGAGAAAGGAAACACGACUUGCGAAAUCUGUCUUCAGGUGUAUAGACAUGGAUAUACGGCAGUGCCAAAACAACCUAAGUUGAUUGAAGCAGAAGUCAUCACAAUCAGAGAAAAUGGACGAAGAAGAAGUAGAAGAUUAGUGUCUAUAUCUCAACCUGAUUUUCCUCAGUGUAACUCUGUUGCUGAUAGAGGAGCUUUCUUUUGCAGAUCACUAACUUUCACUAUUUCAGUAUUGUUGCUGAUGAAACAUACGCUCGAUGUGAUUUAUGGAACCGAAGAGUAUCCAUUCACAGUAUUUACGGUACUAACAUUAAAGGCAAUUGGAAUUUUAUUGCCAAUGUUCAUUAUAAUUCGGACAAUCACAUCUAUUCAGAAAACUCUCCGUCGUCGUCAUCAAUAUCCCGAAUCUGAAGAAGAUACGUUGAGCUCUGACGACGAUGUAGACGACGAUGACUCGGAAGAAGAAGAGCAACAACAACAUUUGGCUUAA